AUGGUGCGAACAACAUCCACCAGCGCCCUGCUGAUAUGCUGCCUGCUGCUGGCGAUGCCAGGAGGAGGAGCGAGGGGGGAAGAGACUGAUCUCCUGCUCGCAGCUACUUCUAGCUCCAGCCUCUUCGAGCUGUACUCGCAGCAUCAUCGUGCGGCCCUGGAGGAGGCUCGAACGAACCCUCGCGCUGCAAGGAUCCUGGUGUGCCAGCCAUUGUACGGGCUAGCAAACCGGCUGAGGGCGAUGAUGAGCUGCUUUGUGAUUGCUCUUGCAACCAACCGCAUCAUGUUUGUAGACUGGGAGCACCAGCACACGAAGUUCUACGAGAAGGAGAUCCGAGACAUGCCUGGCGGGCAGCCAGCCCGACUAGGAGAUCUGCUGGAACCCCCCGGGUUUGCGUGGGAUGCGCAAGAUGCACGAGGUCUCAUCUCGGAGCGCUUUUCCAGUGGGAAAGUGCUCCACCUUGCGGAUGACGUGGAGAGGGACGAGACGCUCUUGUGCCGGAACAUAUCGUCCGCCCUGUCGCAGUAUGACGUGGUCACCUUGAAGACCUACUUCUGGUGGGAGCUUGCCCUUCACAACCCUCUGUAUGAGGAGAAGUUUGCGAGGAUAGCGGGAAGGGACGAGAUCGGUGUGAUAAACAUCUGGAAGGAACUUGGCCCGAGGCUGUUCCGACCUGUGAAGGAAGUGCGAGUGAUGAUGUCAGCGUUGGAAAAGCUCUUCCUCCCCGACCGGCUCAAGGUCGGGCUCCACAUCCGCAUGGGAGGGAACUGGUUCGACCAGGCGGACAAGCAUCCAAGGGGAGACAAACUACCAGUUGAAAUCGCCAAGUGCUCGAUCGCUGUCAUACCAAGGGAGCGCCGGGAGGAGCCAGUGACUUACUUCCUUGUCUCUGACAACUCGACAGCAAAGUCGAUGGCGAGAUACGUGAGGGUCUUUGACUAUCGCAGCGGCUCCAGGAUCGUCAUGCUGGAUGUUUGCUAUGUCCAAGGUGGACAGGCUGGUACGCAGCACGGGCUCAACCUUCAUGACUGUAGCGUACUCCUUCCUCCCAAAACCAACUUGGUAAAAAGAAGCCCUCCUGCCCCUGCCCCUGCCCCUGCCCCUGCUCCUGCCCCUGCCCCUGCCCCUGCCCCUGCCCCUGCUCCUGCCCCUGCCCCUGCCCCUGCCCCUGCCCCUGCCCCUGCCCCUGCUCCUGCCCCUGCCCCUGCCCCUGCUCCUGCCCCUGCUCCUGCUCCCUCCUCGGCCCCUGCUCCCUCUUGCUCCCCUCCUCUUGCCACGGCCCCUGCUGCUCGUGCUAAGACGAGGAGGAGGUACGUCGAGGAAAGGAGCCUCAACUGCCACAAACAAGCGACAAACGAGCCCAUGGCGCUCGGCAACAGCGAUGCGAUCAUCAACCAAGUGGCAACGUGA
Messenger RNA from Guillardia theta CCMP2712, 1410 nucleotides. RefSeq lists its product as hypothetical. The transcript is spliced from 5 exons. The coding region runs from base 1 to 1410 and encodes 469 amino acids. Lineage: Eukaryota; Cryptophyceae; Pyrenomonadales; Geminigeraceae. The record is from RefSeq and is a predicted model, not a curated record.